AUGGGCCACGAUCACCAUGAACCUUUCAAAAUUCCUCACUAUUCGAUCUACAACAACUACCAACAGUUCCCAGAGCUGGCGAAUCACGAGAGAAGGCUAGCUCAAAUUGGCCUCAAAGACCCGUGGAUCAGGAACUAUGUCUACCUGUACGAUCGUGAGUAUCCUCAUGUGCGUGGUAAAUGGAAUCACUUCAAGCGGUUGAUCUUACCUGGAUGGAAAGCUGGUGUUGGUCUUGCGUUUGCACUGAUUGCGGUCGAGGAAGGAUACCAGUAUGUCAGAUACGGCACAACUUCUUGGGAUUCCCAUCAUUGA
Molecule: messenger RNA, 312 nt
Organism: Angiostrongylus costaricensis
Lineage: Eukaryota; Metazoa; Nematoda; Chromadorea; Rhabditida; Metastrongylidae
Source: the annotation of a GenBank genome assembly